AUGUAAUUUGUAAUAAAUUGGGUUUCCCCUUAACAAAUGCUACCAUCUAGUGGCGAGUUCUGUUUCAUGCUACAGUACGACAUUCACAACAUAAUCUGUACUCGAUUGCAUACAUUUUUAGUUUGAAAUGUAAAAUUCUCUCUGUUUGGAGCUCCAUUAUAGUUCACACAUUUUUCACUUAUCAGCGUUUGUCACUGUUUCAGGGAACCGCUUAAAAAAUACGCCGUAGUUUUGCUGGGAAACGUUGCACUGGACGCUACAAAAGUCAAAACCACACGAAAUCACAGACGAAGGCGAAAACUCUCAAUCAUUCUAGCGGCUCGUAGCAUAGGAAGAGUACCAUUAGGCCUCCCGGAGACGCAGAAGACAUUCACAGUGCGGCGCAAACCCUCAUCCCAACUCUGAACUCCAUCUCCCAGGAACCCCAGCGGCGCCAGGCGGCAACAUCCGGACCUGCGCGUUGACAGCGCCCAGUUCGUUGGUGGCAGUGCCAUGACAACAGCAAGAUGGUGUCGCGUCGGGAGCGAAAUGUGAAUUUCCGUGAACGGCGUUCGUGAAACCGGAGCUGCAUGCACUGUGCUGUUAUACUGUACCUACCCGGAUACGCAGUUUGGUUUGGGAGGUAUUGCGUGCACGCAAAGUGCAGCGUUUGCUUUUGCCGAGGGCAAGAGGAGAGGAAGGACGGGCGAGAGCCUGUUGUGCUGUUGGAAGUCGGGUCCUCAUUGAUUCCUGGCCUCGUCCAGGUGCCCUGCCAGCAGAGAAGCAUGUCCCUGUUUAAAGCUCGGGAGUGGUGGUCCGCUACGCUGGGCGAUGGGGACGAGUUUGACCAGGGAUGUUUGUGUGUCGGAGACGUUGACAAUAGUGGCAGUGGACAAGAUAAGAUUGUGGUGGGGAGCUACAUGGGACUGCUGCGCGUUUUCUCCCCUCGCCCGUCCAAGCCUGGAGGAACCCUGGAGCCCGAAGAGCAGCUUCUGGAGGUGCAGCUCAGAGAUCCUGUGAUACAGGUGGAAGUGGGCAAAUUCGUUUCAUGUUCAGACCUGCUUCAUCUGGCUGUGUUACACCCUAGAAAAUUGUCAGUCUGUGCUAUUGCAGCAACUGCGGGCAAUGUAGAACAUGGAAUUCAGUACCAGUUAAGACUUGUGUAUGAACACAAUCUUCAGAGAAUUGCCUGCAACAUGACAUAUGGUCCCUUUGGUGGAGUUACAGGUCACCACUUUAUUUGCAUACAGUCCAUGGAUGGGAUGCUGAUGUUCUUCGAGCAGGAAAGCUAUGUGUUUGGCAGGCUCUUGCCCGGUUUCCUUCUGCCAGGUCCGCUGAGCUACUGUGCUCGCACUGACACCUUCAUCACGGUUUCCUCCACAAGACAAGUUGAGAGCUACAAGUACCAAACACUUGCUGUUGCCACAGAUGCUGAUACCAGGAAAGAAUCGGAACAGCAAAAAGUUGGCUCAGGGAAAAGACUGGUGGCAGACUGGACUCUAAUGAUUGGAGAACAGGCUCUGGAUAUAUGCAUUCCUUCCUUUAAUCACUCAGCUUCCACAAUAUUUGUCUUGGGAGAGAGGAACUUAUACUGUUUGAAGGACAAUGGCCAGAUCCUCUUCAUGAAGAAACUGGAGUACAAUCCAAGUUGCUUCCUUCCAUAUGCGUCAGUCUCCGAAGGAACGACAAACAGCCUGGUUGGUAACCACAACAACAUGCUGCUGGUGUAUCAGGAUGUGACUCUGAAAUGGGCGGCCCAGCUCUCUCAUGUGCCUGUAGCCAUCCGAGUGGCCAACUUCCAGGACCUGAAGGGUGUGGUGGUUACCCUGAGUUCUGAAGGUCAGCUGCAGUGCUCCUACUUAGGGACAGACCCUGCUCUUUACCAGGCUCCGAAAGUGGAGGCCAGGGAAAUAAACUAUGAAGAAAUGGAUUCCGAGAUGAAAGAGCUGCAAAAGAUAAUCAAAGAGACAUCUAAGGUGCAAGACAUUUUGCCUAAGGCUGACAAAGAAGAUGAUUUGACAAUAACACCCUCCAUCUCUAUUAACAUGGACACGGUGUCUCAAGCUGCCAUCUCUGAAAUAGGAGGAUUAACUGUCCCUUCUAUCACAGUAAAGAUCAAAGCGAAAAGCAGAGUGACAGUGCUGAAUCCCAAACUGACAGUGUGUGUUCAGCCUCCUUUGGCAGUCACUCGGGAGCAGUUUGUUUUAGAUUCAAUGGGACCGGGAUCAUCUAUUUUGGUGGUGUUUUCUGCUUUUCUGAAUGGGGAGUACCCACCAGCUGAUUUAGGAGGAGAUGUGGCAGUUUCCUACAACACACCUACAGAGCUAAACCCCGCAGGAGUUCCUAGGGUUGCCCAGUGUCAGUUUUCUUUGCCACUAAGGCUAGUUUCCUACCCAGCUUCUCCUUCCAAGAAUGCAAAUUACAAAAUCACCAUUGACACAAACAAGCCUCCAGUCAACCUCUCAGAAAUCUUCCCAGAUUUGGUAGAGAAAUCUGACGAGGAACAUGUAAAUGCUCUUGGCCUCCAGUUAAUAGCCGGGUCCAGAGUCACUCUGCUAGCCUCAAAAACAUCUCAGCGGUACCGAAUUCAGAGCGAAGCCUUUGAAGACCUCUGGCUGGUAACUAAAGAUCUGGUUCGGCGCUUUGAAAAGCAUUUUGCCAAGCAUGGAAUCAGAGACUAUCGGUGUAGUUUCACUGGACCCAUUCCUCUGCUGGAGUAUUUUGAGACAGUAGAUCGUCAUUUCGAGUUGCGUGUGAAUGCAGAGAAAUAUCAGGACCUCCUGGCGGAGAGAGCAGUGCAGUUCCGAGCAAUUCAGCGCAGAUUAUUAACGCGCUUCAAGGACAAAACCCCAGCGCCCCUGCAAAACCUGGACACCUUGAUGGAAGGCACCUACAGACAGGUCGUAGCCCUUGCAGAUGCUACUGAAGAGAACCGAGCUGCACUCUGUCAAGCAUUCACCCGGCUCAGAAGUGCCACCCACCUCAUAAUACUGUUGAUUGGCCUGUGGCAGAAUCUGGGCAAGGAUCAAACAGCCAUUCUGGAGUCAACCUUAUUACCUCUGCUACAGGACACCCCACAACUGGGCUGGGAGGAGAGCGUGGACGCAGCGGUCUCCCACCUUCUGAGGACGUGUUUGUCCCGGAGCUCCAAGGAUCAGGCUCUGAACCUUACAACUAGCCAGCUGUCCAUGCCCAAAGACACCAGCAGGCUGAAGAAACACAUCACGCUCCUUUGUGACCGAAUAGGCAAAGGUGGACGCCUCUCCCUUUCUGCUGAGUCCAAUGCACAGACACCCAUCGUGAUGCCAGGAGGCUGUGAACCCAUCCCUGAAUCUGAUCUGGAGGAGGGCGCUGCAGAUCAGGAGUCUGUUGCCACGUUCCCUAAACAGAGACAUCUCACGAGGAAGAAAGGCAGGCAAGAUCCCACAGAGAAGACCGGAGAGGACAGUCGGACUGUGCCAGAGGAUGGCUGAGGAGCUGACUGUCACUGGCUUCUCAUUCCUCAUUCCUCGACCAGCAGUCGAGCAAGUCUCUGGGAAUGUUUCACACUUCCAAACGCAUUUUGGAGAGUGGAUCCACUUCAAAUGCAACCUCUGAAUAUUAUUUCUGUUGUGGGUUUUUUUUUCCCCAAGUAAAAUAACCAAACAACAAAAAGGUUUGCUUGAAUCUUGUAAAUACUGGUAUCAGGACUCUGUAAGAACAUUAUUUGCAACGUAACCCAUUCAUUGUCUCGGUAAUAUCCCUCCUCCUGGCAGCCCAAUUUAAGAAAUUUUUAAAUGUUAGCUCUUUUUAAAUAAUCUUGGAUUAAACACAGCAACAAGUUACAUCAAUAGUGAAGUUUUCACACUGCAGUGACACACAUACCACAAAGUUGUUUGAGCAGAAAUAGAUGUGUGUCAUACAUGAUACUAUGACUUUGUAACUGAGACGCUCUCAGUUAACUUAGUUUGAAGACAGGUGUACAGGCUAUUAUAAUAAGUAGGGAAAAAAGGCUAUGUAUCUGUGUUUGCAUACAGAAUUGCUUUUGUUUUUGAUUUUUUUUUUUAACUUUUACUCCUACUGUAUUAUUUGAAACGCGUAUCAAUUCAGGUGUUUUCCACAUAGCGAGGAUGUGAUUACAAAUUUGUUUUUUUAAUUUCCCCAUUUAUUCAUUAGAUGAAAGUACAGGUAUAUGGUGUUUUUCUAUGUAGAGCAUUAAGAUAAAUCAGUAUGUCUGCUGAUGUUAGAAUACACUACAAAUAUAAUUUGAUGGCGUUUCAUUUAGUAGCCUCUAGUAUUAGCCAACAACAAAAAAAAAGAUUUCCAUAUCCCACUUGUUCUGUGCUGAAUCUCUUGCUUUCCACUCUUCAGAGUGCUUUUGCAUUCCAGUACAGUUUCUCUGUCUUUUGAAGAUUAGUAUUUAGGAUGAAAAACAGCUGCUGCCCUUGAUGCCUUUUUAAACCUCCUCUUCUAGUAAUAAUCUACUGAACAUAUAAUACUUAUAUAUAAUAAACAUGUACAUACAUUUGUAUAUACUGUAUUGGAAGGCAUUAAAAACACAACACAUUACAGUACUCGUUGAUUGUAUUUGUCUUGCCUUUCAAUGUAUAAACAUAUGUAAACACAAAAGAAUUUAACCACACUACACUGAAAUCUGGCUAGUAAAUGCUGGCUUCUUCUUGAUAGUCCUUCUUUGUAUCUGAAUUGCAAAUGUGUUUUGUUUGCAUCUUGUAGUUUUGAGAAAAUACUGUACUUAGAUGUAGAAAACAAGAAAAAAUAUAUACUAAUUGGUAACAAAUCAGGCAGUAUACAGUAUAUGCAUUCCCAUUGAGAAAUAGCUUGGGAUAUUUUUUCCAGAAAUACUAUUAUAUAAAUACAGAAAGACUAUUUUAUAUGUAAUGCUUGUAGAGCACUAACUGUUAACAGUUUAGUAAGUACUGUAACUAAAAGCAAGUGACUUUUUUACAGUGCAGUUUUCCUAGUUAGAGGUGUCUAAACACAGCAAUAUUUAUUAUAAAUAAAAGUAGUAAGAUCCACACCAUCAAAUAAGCCUAGAAAAAUAUAUAAAAAAAUAGUAAAAGAUUUGAAAUGUAUUUUAUUUGUCUUUAAUGCUUAUUUAUUUACCUCACUGAUCUCAAAAUCCAUGACCAAUACUUGUAGUUUUGUUAAUGCUGAAAAAAUCCACCAACAAAUUGAAUGAUAUAAUGGUAGCAAUCUUUAUUCAAGGGCUGAAAGAACAAGUUCUGCUAGUCUGUAUUCUUAAGGAUCCUUUAGCUGAGAAAAAUUAGAUUGUGUUUAUUAAGUAUAUAUUAAAACCAGCGCUGGGAGCUCUGUCAGCAUGCAGGGUUGUAAGAAAGCUUGCUUAGAGGUUAAUUCUGUGCGUUGAAUCAAUUUCUUCUGGAAAAUCUACUGCACUGGUGUCUCAGAAUUACUGAGAAGCAUUUCCAUGACAAAUACAGUGUUAUGCUCGUGUAUAAACAUCCUGAAUUGUUAUAUCUCUUUGCUAGUUGAAUUACUUGUUACAAGAAUUUCUGUUUUGUUUCCACUUUCUGUCCACUCUUAAAGGUCUGAUUUAAUGCCCACUGGUAAUAUAUUACAGGGAAUUAGGCAAGAUGGCAUCACUGUGAUUGAUUGAUGUGGUAUUCGUUGUGUGUUUUGUAAUGUAGUAAUCUGACAGUCACAGAAAACCAGCACCACACGUCCUCUGUCUUUUUUGGGACUGUCUGUAGUGAGAACUAGUGGCCGAGUUUAUACUGAGUUUGGCCAUUUAGAUUGUUAAAGUCAGAGUGAUCCAGAGCCACAAUUACAUGUUUCUAUAAAUCUGUUUAAUAAAACAUUGUGUCAGCAUGGUAAAAAUCUUAGGGACUUUAAAACUUUGAUAUACAUGUACAUUGACAUUCAAGCUAGAUAAAAUAUAUUUAGAUAUUUUAAGAUGACGCAUCUUUUUGUAUUAAUUAAAUCUCAUGCUGGCGUACAAAAUAGGUUUCUUUGAAAGUUGGUGUAAGCUCCUGUCUGCUAAACUCUUUUCGAGAAGUUAGAGUUACAGGGAGCAUUCAGUAAAGUGAGUUAAUUAAGGUACCGACAGAAAGAAAGUGCCUGUUGGUGCUCCUUCAUCACACUGCUGUUGCAUUCAGCCUGGCCGCACAUCUAGAGCCAAAAGCAAUAUUAUUUGUAUUGAAAAAGAAUAGAAUUACCUAAGUGUACAGUAAGUGUGAGGAAUUCUGUGUAGCUCAAAGCUCCACUUUCUAGUUGAUGUAUGUAGUGUUUAAUUUUGUUGUUAAGUUAAUAAUUGCUGUCCUGAAGGUCAGCAGCAGUACAGCAAGAGUGGAUAGAAUACUGAAUAGAUUGUCUCCGUCUAGGGGUAGCAAGAACUGUUUCAGCUUUGAUUGUAAAAUAAAUAGUUGAAAAAUAAAUGGGCUGUCAGGCAGAAAAAAAAA
Messenger RNA from Lepisosteus oculatus (spotted gar), 6395 nucleotides. Its product is annotated as BMP-binding endothelial regulator protein. The record is from RefSeq and is a predicted model, not a curated record. Gene Ontology annotation, biological process: cilium assembly. Gene Ontology annotation, cellular component: membrane; BBSome; extracellular region. Lineage: Eukaryota; Metazoa; Chordata; Actinopteri; Semionotiformes; Lepisosteidae. Gene Ontology annotation, molecular function: protein binding.